This is a messenger RNA of Mizuhopecten yessoensis (Yesso scallop), 1596 nucleotides long. RefSeq names its product mediator of RNA polymerase II transcription subunit 7-like. The coding region runs from base 84 to 752 and encodes 222 amino acids. Gene Ontology annotation, cellular component: mediator complex; core mediator complex. Gene Ontology annotation, molecular function: transcription coregulator activity. NCBI's taxonomy places the organism in Eukaryota, Metazoa, Mollusca, Bivalvia, Pectinida, Pectinidae. The record is from RefSeq and is a predicted model, not a curated record. The transcript is spliced from 3 exons. Gene Ontology annotation, biological process: regulation of transcription by RNA polymerase II.
CAAGUAACCAAAGUUCUACUUCCGGCGGAAAAAAAGUCGGGACAUGAUGUUUUGAAACAAAGUUACUAAGGCAAGCUGUCAACAUGGGAGAUACUGGUAACCAAGGCGCUAGCACUAGUGCCUUCCCCAAUCCUCCCAACUACUACAAACAGUACACUGAUGAAAAUGUGCGACGAGGCCUGGCACCACCACCACCUCCAGCUCUACAGGAUUCCUACACUAUGUUUGGUGCCCAGUACACAUCGGAGGACGCUAUCAUCAGACCACUAGAGUCACUAGGAUUCCGACGACUUCAUCCACAGAACUACGACCAUAAACGAGAGCUGAAAAAGCUUAACCAUUCCAUUGUGGUGAACUUUCUGGAUCUCAUAGACAUAUUGAUAAAGGCUCCAAACUCUCCAAAAAGGACAGAAAAGUUGGAGGAUUUAAAUCUCUUGUUCAUUCACAUGCAUCAUCUCAUCAACGAGUAUCGUCCCCAUCAAGCUAGAGAGACCCUACGCGUAAUGAUGGAACACCAGAAAAAUCAGCGCCAAGAGAUCGGAGAACGUUUCAAAAAGCAUUUAGACAAAGUGAAGGAGCUGAUACAGACUAGCAUUACUCACCUGUCUGACGAUUACAGUUUUGACUCCAAGUCUCUGGUCAAGACGGAACUUCUUCAGGCUGGUCACUCUCUGGGUGAUUACAAUAUGGAGGUAGAGCCAUGUGACCAGCUGGAUCGUAUGAUGUGCGACAUUGUGGACAGCAUGAAUUGAUCUGUAAAAUUGUGUAUUGUAUAUCUGUUGUGUCGGAUAUCAUGAUCAUAGCCAGUUACUGAGCUAACAGUAUUUUCAUCAGAUCAUAAUCACCAUCCAUUCAAAGUCAUUACAAUCAAAUCCGGUCAUGGAUCGAAAGAAACUUCAUCAUACUGGUAUCCCAAAAUGUGUAUUUUGGAUUCUGAUGUUUGUGAAAGUGUUGAUUCCAAACAUGUGAUAUAGACUUUGUACAGUAUAGAGAGUUGUACCCAAGUCAAAGGGUGUUCAGAAGCAGGUAUUUUAGAAAUAUCAACUUUGAUUAUUAAAUUCACCAUGUACAUCAGUAAAUAUUUCAGUCUGAUAUCUUUUAUGUAUCUGGUACUGUUAAACACUAGCUAGGGUUGGAGUUCUUAAAUGUACUAGUUUAUACUGGAGUGAAUCUUUGCUAAACAUGGAAAUAGUCUGAGAUUUUUGAUGUACAUGUACCAGUAAAUACUGUAGCUAGAGAUCUAAUACAUGUGUAUAUAUACUGUACCAGUAAGGAAACACUUGAAUCUGGUACCGUUUUUAUCACUGCAACAUUGCAACCAACAGUGUUUGAAUCGCUUUGUUCUAGAUAAUGCGGGUUUGAAUCGCUUUGUUCUAGAUAAUGUGGGUUUGAAUCGCUUGGUUCUAGAUAAUGUGGGUUUGAAUCGCUUUGUUCUAGAUAAUGUGGGUUUGAAUCGCUUUGUUCUAGAUAAUGUGGGUUUCAUAAAAUGUAUACUUAUGGUUGGAUUUCCUGGUAACAAAAUUCAUUGUUGUAUUUUGGAUAGUAAGUGCAAGAUAAUAUUGAAAUAUUGAUAUACCCUUAAAUUUUGAAUCAUCA